UCUCCUUCAUUCCAAACCUCCGCAUUUUCUCUCCCUUCUUGCUCAUUCAUUUUCUCUCAUUACCCAUUCACCUCCCUCUCUUCCAUGGCGUCUUCACUGCCCUCUGCAUCAGCAGCUGCUCCUGUAAACAACAACAAGAAUCCCUCUUCCUCUUCAUCUAGCCAUUUCAAGCGCUCUUUUCUUCGCCUACCGAGCCAGGAGCACCAUGGCGCCUCUUAUCGGGGCCCAUAUCGUAAUGGCUGCAUGGUUCACAGGGCCCAAUUGAAAGAUAAUUCAGAUCUAAAAUCUGCGAGCAAGUUGGAAGUGCCGGAAACCAAAGACGAAGAAAAUCCCGAGCCUGCAAAGCAGCCAACUCGUUCUUCAUCUGUAUCGGAGGAAAGAAUAUCUGAUUUCAUGGCCCAAGUAUCAAGCCUAGUCAAGCUGGUUGAUUCACGAGACAUUGUGGAGCUCCAAUUGCAACAGCAUGAUUGCGAACUUACCAUAAGAAAAAAGGAAGCCUUACCUCAACCACCAGCUCCUGCUCCUGUUGUUAUGAUGAAUUCACCACUAGCACAUGCGAUGGCUCCUUCACAAAUGUCAAUUGCUUCUCCACCUGCUCCUGCACCUGCAGGUCCUGCUGCCCCAGCUGCCACAAGUCCUGCCCUUCCCCCACCUGCUCCAAAAACUGGAAAGUCAUCACAUCCACCUUUAAAGAGCCCAAUGGCAGGGACACUUUAUCGUUGUCCUGGUCCUGGUGAACCGCCUUUUGUCAAGGUUGGUGAUAAAGUUAAGAAAGGACAAGUGCUUUGCAUAAUUGAAGCCAUGAAACUGAUGAACGAAAUUGAGGCUGACCAUGGGGGAAUAAUAAUCGAAGUCCUUGUGGACGAUGGCAAAUCUGUCAGCGUGGACACUCCGCUUUUUGUGAUUGAGCCAUGAACCUCUAAUGAAGAAGUUCAGUUUUCUUGGUAGAGUUCCUAUGGUAGACCACAACCUUUAAACGUCAAGAGGAAGAGAGAGAGCGAGUAGUGAAAUUGUCCAGUGUUGCGAACACAUACUAAUUUGUUCUAUUAUUUUCUUUCUUUUUUUCUUUUUUCCUUUGCUAGAAAAAAAAAAAAUGAGGAAUAUUUAAUUCAUCAAAAAGGCGGCAUUGCCUUUUGUCAACAUGCACCUGGACAAUUCUUGUAUUCGUGUUAUUUAUUAUUGAGCUAUGGUUCUUAAAAACACUUGAUCGGGAGUAAUAAAAACGAGAUUGUAUACAAUGAGACUAUUUACUGAUAUAAGGAGGUCACAAUUACCUACAA
Messenger RNA from Amborella trichopoda, 1280 nucleotides. RefSeq names its product biotin carboxyl carrier protein of acetyl-CoA carboxylase, chloroplastic. Gene Ontology annotation, biological process: fatty acid biosynthetic process. Gene Ontology annotation, cellular component: acetyl-CoA carboxylase complex. NCBI's taxonomy places the organism in Eukaryota, Viridiplantae, Streptophyta, Magnoliopsida, Amborellales, Amborellaceae. Gene Ontology annotation, molecular function: acetyl-CoA carboxylase activity. The record is from RefSeq and is a predicted model, not a curated record.